Cydia fagiglandana is the source of this 1119-nucleotide messenger RNA. Its product is annotated as ATP synthase mitochondrial F1 complex assembly factor 2. The coding region runs from base 92 to 919 and encodes 275 amino acids. The transcript has 6 exons. NCBI's taxonomy places the organism in Eukaryota, Metazoa, Arthropoda, Insecta, Lepidoptera, Tortricidae. Gene Ontology annotation, cellular component: mitochondrion. Gene Ontology annotation, biological process: mitochondrial proton-transporting ATP synthase complex assembly. The record is from RefSeq and is a predicted model, not a curated record.
UGCGAAAGAAGGAAAAAAAAGGGGAAAUGUUCUUCUAAACGUGUUACUAAAAUAAUUUCUACACAUAAAAUAUUAAUAAGUUAUUUUGAAAAUGCAGGCGUUUACAACAAAGUCAUUCUCUAGUUUAAUUAGAGCACGUCUUACAGAAUUCUUCCCUCGUCAACAUUAUGUGACCCGCAAGAGGUUCUACCGCAACACUGGCAUCGUCCAGAGCGACAGUAAGUGGGAGGUGACCCUGGACCACCGGCGGCUGAAGACGCCGAACGGUCGUGUGCUGUCGGUGAGCAGCGAGCCGCUCGCGCGCGCUGUCGCCGCUGAAUGGGACGCGCAGGUCGAACACAUCACUCAGCCCACCAUGCACCUGACAGCUUUGUGCAACACAGCCAUAGACAACCCUGGGAAGUUGACUUCACAUGACAUUGCUAGUUAUCUACUAGACUUUCUACCUACAGACACGCUACUGUUUCAUUCAGAGGAAGAAGAGGAAUUAAGAGCGCUGCAAGCAGAAAAAUGGACACCAGUACUAGAAUGGUUCCAAAUGAGAUUCAAUGUUACGCAAGAGACAUCCAAGGACUUGGCACUCCCUCCUGUUGCUACAGAGACUCGGGCAGUCCUGGCACGAUACUUGCUGUCAUUUGACUUCACUGCACUUAAUGCAAUUUAUUUCGGCGUAGAAGCCCUCAAGUCCCCCAUACUGAUGAUUGCGUGCGUGGAGCGUCACCUGGAGCCGAAAGAAGCAGUGUUACUGUGCCGCCUCGAGGAAGAGUACCAGCUGUCUCGGUGGGGUCGAGUGCCCUGGGCGCACGAGCUGAACCAGGCGGAGCUGACGGCGCGCGUGGCGGCCGCGCUGCUGGUCGUCGCGGGCGCCGGCGAGUCGCACUCCGCACGCGCCAAGUCGACGCCGCCGGAGACCGCCUAGCCCAGCCGCUCACGACCAACAUGGACUUAUCAAGUGAAAUACGAGUAUUAACUUUGUAAUGAUCACAAUUCGUUUCCAAUCAGUCAAGCACUGUCUUCUAAUAGUGGCUUCUCCAAAAGAGGUUUGCUUAGCUGCAGUUUCGUAAGAGGUUUCGUUUCUUGCACAUCUCUAGUGGAAAAACAAUAUAUAUGUAAGUAUAA